AUGUCGGAAGCAGAUCAGGAGUGGAAGCCCAGCGGCCGUCCUACAUCGACCAUGGCGCAGGCUUUCUCAGCAUCCCUCGACAGCGCCUUCUCGCUGGAUUCCGAUGUCACUCAGCUUUCGCAGACCAUCGACCAAAAGAGACAGCAGAUGAUCAUCCAGAACCGCGAAUUGGAGGAAUUGCAGCAGAGAAUCCGGGAAGCCGAAGAACGUUUAAAAGCUCGCGAAUCCAUCGUUCCGGAAAGCAGCUCGAAGAACGCCGGACAGCGUGAUGGUGAAUCUCGUUCCGCAGGAACCCCCUUUUCAGCCUCCCGCCGAUUAUUCGGCAGAGACGAGCAACGAGGCCCGCAGGGUACUACCACUAAUUCUUCAUGA
Molecule: messenger RNA, 372 nt
Organism: Aspergillus chevalieri
Lineage: Eukaryota; Fungi; Ascomycota; Eurotiomycetes; Eurotiales; Aspergillaceae
Exons: 4
Coding region: 1-372 (123 amino acids)
Source: RefSeq, a predicted model, not a curated record